Molecule: messenger RNA, 261 nt
Organism: Racocetra persica
Lineage: Eukaryota; Fungi; Glomeromycota; Glomeromycetes; Diversisporales; Gigasporaceae
Source: the annotation of a GenBank genome assembly
AUGCCGUGUUAUGGAAAUACUAUCAUUAAGAUUAGUCAAGUUCGACAAUCUAUAAGAGACAAUAUCAGUUCUAUUAUCAUAUGGGCUAUUGGCAUCUAUCCUGUCGAACAAGAAGAUAAUGAUAUCGAAUUAGUUAUGUUUAUACCUAUAGAUUCAGAUGAAAGAGAUCCUGAUAGUCAGGCAGUAUUCAAAAAAAAUGAAUAUUAUAUUAUCGGUAAAAAGGUUAUACCUGAAUAUUACCAUGGGGCUAAAAGACUAAAG